AUGAAGAGCUGUCCCUUUGGUGCCGCUAUACCUGCCUGGCAGCCCUGUGAGCUGGGCCGUGCCUCCAGAGGCAACACCAGCAUUCAGGUGCUGGAGGUUGCAACGGCGAGCCUUGCCACGCAGGAAGGGCAGGGGAGACUUCUUCGUGAAAUUGGCUGGGGAGUGGGAGGGAAGAAGCUCGGGCCAUGA
Messenger RNA from Symbiodinium sp. CCMP2592, 189 nucleotides. NCBI's taxonomy places the organism in Eukaryota, Dinophyceae, Suessiales, Symbiodiniaceae. The record is from the annotation of a GenBank genome assembly.